CUGUUAUACAUCACUGAGACCUACCCCAAAUCUUAAGUAUCCGCUUAGGGCAAACAUCUUAAUUCUUAGCUCCGAGUCGAACCGUCUACACAUUUAAUCGUCUCCAAUAUUGGACUGAUAUUAUAAGGAAAAUUAGGAUUUUCUAUAUUGGAAGGUGAAGUGAACCCUUAUUUUUCCAUCCCGGCUCUACACUUUAACAAGACAAUGUCAAACUCGACCUACCCGAUAGAUCCCGUCCUGAGUACCACGGUGGAACAUGUCAACGCCCAGGAGAACCGUUCCAGAAACAACAAGAUCAAAAUAUUACAGAGUAUGGCAGGAAUUCAGAUUGUAACGGGAAUCAUCUGCAGCGCCAUGGGCGGGACUGCGAUGGUGCUGGAGUGUUAUUUGUCCCGGAUAGGUGAUCCCAUCUGGAGCGGUUUGCUGUUUUUCCUAGUCGCAGGUAUAGCUGGGUCAGCAGGAACGGCUACUGGGAAGCAAUGUGGAAUAACAUUCUAUGCAGUAUGGUCAUCACUGUCAGCGGCCUGUGCAGCUCAGCUAUUUGGUCUCUCUGUCUACGCUGCUUCUCAAGAAUUGGAAUUUCUUUGUUAUCCAGGCAUUGAUUACUAUAAAGUCUGCACCUAUAUAAUUGAAGCACGUGUAGGAAUCAAUGUAUGUAUAUCAAUCAUCAGUUUCAUUGCUCUUAUCGCCUGUCUUACUGCAUCGUGUAUGAGCUGUGCCCUGCCAGCACCUCAGACGACAAGAAUCAUCGUACAGGCGACUCCAGUCACAGCACCAACAAUGGAGAGUGGACCUACUUCAUACCCAAAUCCUAAUGCACAAUACGUCACAAUGGAUUCUUCAAAACCAUACGGAACAGUGGAACCUCCUCCAUACUCGGCAAAUUAGAUUGAACCUAGUUUCCAUGGUUACUGUUGCUGUAAAGAAGACUUUGAACGUCUGCAUCCCUCAAUUCAGUGAUAAUUACGAUCUUAUUGUGACCGACGUAUCAAAACAAGAUGAAGAGCCUGUCCACUAACACAGAUGACACUCGCCGAGUAACAUCCGAAAAAAAGUUUCCGUGAAUAAAAGUUCUUCCAAUUUUUUUAAAAAUAUUUUCGCAAAUUUGCCUGACUUAUGUCUUCAAAAAUUCGCAGGUCCACCCAGUGAGGCCUGGUGCCCGACCCCUCCUCCGCUCACUGAUCAUUUGAAUAUGACUAACCAAGCCAGCAAGUGAUCAGAAGCCACAAGAGCAUAUAGUAAGACAAAUAAAUUCUUUUAAAGGGCACACGAACCAGCAACAUUAUAAGGGCCCCAUCUCAAGACUUCAAUUAUUCAUAUCUGGCCAGGCUCAUUACCCAUAAUACAACAUACUGAUCGGUGUAGUUUUGUAUUACAGACCCGCUUGAAUGAUAACAGACUAAUUCACCACUCAUUAGUAAAACAGGUAUAUUUCCUUUAAAAACAAGUUGACAAAUCGGGGAAAUGAGGAAAGUAAGAAGGACCGAAAAUUUCUGAUCAAAUUCGUGACCAGAAACAGUCUUGCUUUUAUAGGUAUGACCUUUUGAAAUUUGAUAUUCAAUAUGUAAAUGACUUAAUGCAUAAUGAAGAAUGAAACAUGUUUUCUAUUAUGAUGAAGUCGAGAAUUUGUAUCUUAGCCUAAUUUCAGCAAAAGGAAAGCCGUCAUUUACCAGUCUUUACACUUUCCAUGUGCCUAAAAAAGUAGGUGAUAUUCGCUUCACAAUCAAGAACGUUGUUAUUGUACAGUUAAAGGAGAGUGAGCUUUCAUCACACUUUGCACAUUCAACAUGACUUCAACUCGUAACGAAAUUUAAAGUUCUUAUUAUAGAAGAGUUUUGGGUUUUAUUGGUAAACAAAUGGAAUUCACUUUAACUGUGGAUUUGUGGAAAGUCCCUAAAUAAGGGAAUAUUUAAGUGUAACAGAAUAUAAAGUUGAUAACAAUAUCAAGGGGCUUGCCGGGGGUGCACCCUCUAGCUGAGGCCGAGAAGUUCCGACACUGGCAA
Molecule: messenger RNA, 2003 nt
Organism: Lytechinus variegatus (green sea urchin)
Lineage: Eukaryota; Metazoa; Echinodermata; Echinoidea; Temnopleuroida; Toxopneustidae
Exons: 7
Coding region: 205-888 (227 amino acids)
Source: RefSeq, a predicted model, not a curated record